AUGCAGGACUCUCAGCCCGACCUCUCUAAUCGCGCGCUGGCGAAACUCGUGAACGUGCAGCCCUGCCAGAUCCGCGAAUGGAAGAAGUUGAGGGAGCGGCUAGAGGUCGCUUCCAACGGCCGCCGUUGCCUCGUGGGGCACGGGCGCAAGUCCAAGUACCCGUUCAUGGAACGGGCUGUCUACCGCCAGUUCCUGAAGCACCAGGCAAAGGGCCUUGCCGUCACGGUCAGCAUGCUCCAGAAGUGGAGCGCCAAGUACAUGAAGCACAGGAUGCCCGCAGUCAACUGGCGCGCUUCGUUCCGGUGGGCGACUCUUGACGACGAUCUCGUCGUCAACCCCUUCUACGCUGAAGUCCCCAUGCCGGCCAAGGAGCUGCAGGCGGCGGCACAGGAGGAUGACGCCGCCGAGGAGGACGCGGAGGCGGCGGCGGCAGAGGAGGAAGGGGUCGUGCUUGAAGAAUGCAGGGAGGCAGAAGAGCCCAGCAAUGACGAGUGGUGGCGCCCUGGCCUCUAUGACGGGGAAGAUUGUGAAGAGUGGUAG
Molecule: messenger RNA, 540 nt
Organism: Closterium sp. Naga37s-1
Lineage: Eukaryota; Viridiplantae; Streptophyta; Zygnematophyceae; Desmidiales; Closteriaceae
Source: the annotation of a GenBank genome assembly